AUGGCUGAGUCUGGGAAGCUAUUUGAUGAUGGGAAUGGAAGCAUCAACUGUGAGGCGGUAGCAAGACCUGAAGAAGAGGUCGAUCUACUCAUUGUUGGCGCCGGUCCGACAGGUCUUUUCCUUGCUCUUCUUGCGCGGCAACUCGGUCUUGAUGUUUGCGUCCUGGAUGCGAAGUCUGGACCACUGCAGGUGGGCGGUGCUGACGCGAUCACUGCGCGUUCUCAACAGUAUCUUGAAGUAGCUAGUAAUCUUGGAUGUGAUUCAAACAAAGAUACUAGCAUACUAGGGGAGUUGUUGAACAAGGGCGUGAAGUGCAACACAAGCUCCAUCUAUGCGGAUGGCCAGUUCACAUCCCGUCAAAGUCAUUGGUGGAAUGGCAUCCCACAUACGUUCUACAACAAUUUGUUGAUGAUUGGCCAGCCGUUCAUCGAGCAGCUUUUUGUUUCGCACCUUGAUGUACCAGUCAAUUACUCAGAACCUGCGCUCUCCUUAUCCCAUUCCAUCACACCGCUGCAAGCUACAGUGCAGACAGCGAAACGAACAAUCAAGGCGAGAUACUGCUUGGCUUCUGAUGGAGCGCGAAGCUUCAUGAGGGGCGAGCUGGGAAUUGGCUGGGAAGGUACAAAGCCUAACAUGGUUUGGGCAGUACUGGACUGUUGGAUCGAUACUACGUUCCCUAUCUGCAGAGAGAUCGUGACUUUGCAGUCUGAUGGCGAAUCUCGAAUGGCAUGGAUCCCACGAGAGAGAGGCAUGCAAAGGUUCUACGUGUUGCUUGAUGGGGAAGUCACGCUGGAAAAGACACAAGACUCAGUUCGACGCCACAUGGCACCACACUCGGUCGAGUUUACGCACAUUGAGUGGUUCAGCAAAUUUGAGAUCAAAGAGCGUGUAGCAACCACCUUCCUGCAUCCGACUUCCCAAGGCCCUUUCAUCCUGGCCGGUGAUGCUGCCCAUGUCCAUUCAGUCAAUGGCGGCCAGGGGAUGAAUACCGGACUUUCCGAUGCCUUCAAUUUGAUCUGGCGUCUAUACUUCUCAAUUAAAUGCCCUGAUCUUCCUCUAGCCACUCGAAACGCAAUAGUCGAGAGCUACGACCUGGAGCGAAGAGCUACUGCCAAAGGUGUUAUCGACGUUGCUGCUAAGCUAGUGCGCAGCACGACCACAGAGGCCAAACACUAUGUUGAUCUCAUCGAAAAGAACUCGGGUUUCAUCACUGGCAUGGGUGUGGCUUACUCGGAUAUGGCCUCACCGCUGGUCAAGGAAUCAGCGCAAGGUAUCUUUGACGCGGGAAAGCGAUGUCCAGAUCUUUGGCUGCAGGGGCCAGGCUCUGGCGACUCGAUUCGACUUUAUCAGAAACUUCGCUACGGUCGAUACAUCAUUUUGCUGGCUGGUAAAGCCGCUUCAGUUCAGCUAAGAGAGGGAAACCCUAGAUUCCUGUCUAUAAUCAGGCUGAGGCCUCUACGCGCCAUGAGUAUUGGUGUUAGUAGCGUCAACGGCGUUAGUGGAAAAACCGUUGAUCAGGAAGAUGAGUUGGAAGCCUUGACUUGCUCAUGGAUCAAGAAACAAGACGACUAUGCUGUUUUGGUAAGGCCAGACUGUUACACUGAAUUCGUUGCAGACGUAGAGUCAGUUGUAGAGUAUUGCAAAACACGACUACCGGGCUUACUCUUAAGUCCUUAG
Messenger RNA from Alternaria burnsii, 1677 nucleotides. RefSeq names its product fad nad-binding domain-containing protein. The record is from RefSeq and is a predicted model, not a curated record. NCBI's taxonomy places the organism in Eukaryota, Fungi, Ascomycota, Dothideomycetes, Pleosporales, Pleosporaceae. The transcript is spliced from 5 exons. The coding region runs from base 1 to 1677 and encodes 558 amino acids. Gene Ontology annotation, molecular function: FAD binding.